Messenger RNA from Dermacentor andersoni, 6646 nucleotides. RefSeq lists its product as uncharacterized. Gene Ontology annotation, molecular function: acyltransferase activity, transferring groups other than amino-acyl groups. The record is from RefSeq and is a predicted model, not a curated record. NCBI's taxonomy places the organism in Eukaryota, Metazoa, Arthropoda, Arachnida, Ixodida, Ixodidae.
GCCGCGUUCGGUCGGUCGGUAAUCGCGCGCGCCUGCGGCACCAUGCUAUCGUCGUUCCGCUCGCCUUGCCUCGACGGCUCGACGGAGCCGUUGCGCUUCCGAAGCCGCAAGGCGUCGAGGCCCCACGUGACAGCGUCGCCGGUCCUAGUGGAGUUUGGCAAGCUCGCCAGCGCGGGACAGCGUCGCAAAAGGCAGGCCACAGUCGCCGCAGCGGGACGGACGCCGUCGUGCACAUCCGUAGACGAUGACCAGGGGGCGCUGAUGCACGCCGCAGCGGCACUGUACUCCAGCUGCAUGAGGCCUGGCAACAACAGCGGCGACUGCCUGGUCCAGCCACAGGCACUGUACCGUGCGCUCUGCGCUGAGGGUGCCCGAACACUCCUUAUACUCAGGGAUGCCCAAGAGAUCGUGCAUGAGUGGGAGUCCAGUGGCCGCGACCGAACUCUAAGCAGCCCUGAGCUUUCACCAGUUGGGCCAAAUGGCUCGGCAUCCACAGAGAUCAACAACAACCCGCCAGAGUUGGGGUCAAAGGCCCAGACGCCAGUGCCCGCUUCAAAGCCAUGGCAGCGGAUCGUACCGCUCGACCGCACAGCGUCAGCCGACAGCGAGCAUCGUACGCAACCGGGCUCCGAGGAAGACGAAGUUGCGCAAGACAGCGAUGAUGGCGGCCGCCGUGCUGACAAGGACGGGGAACGCGACGACCGCGUGUGGAUCGCUUGGUCUUCAAGACGGGUCCCAUCGGCCGAAGGCAGCGCCGAGGAAGACGGCGUCGAGUUGACGCUGUGCGGCGGCGACGAGACCUCGACGACCAGCGGCCGCGGCAGCACGUGCUCGGCGACGGCGCGCGACGCCUCGCGGACCGACCCCUUCUCGGACGUCUUCAGCGACCUCUCGGACUCGGACAGUGAAAUGGAGGAGGAAGAGGAGGAGACAGAGGAAGAAGGCCUGCAGCGUUUUCUGCGCGCCGUGGCCUCUCGGCGGCGUGAGCGGUCCCGCGCGCUCGCCUCGUGGAGUCUGGCGCCCAGGCACGUGGGACCCGAGCACCGCCUCCUCGGAUGCGCCACGUUCAUCAAGAACUACAGGAUACCCGGAACAAGGGCGUGCUUCCUGUCACUGCUCGCCGUUCGCAAGGGCUUUCGCCAGCAUGGCAUCGGCAGCUACCUGCUAAAGCAAAUCAAGAGUCCCACAGUGGUUGGACCGUACGAUGCCCUGCUCGUCCGGGCGCCGACCAUUAGCCGACGUUUUUUCAUCAAACACGGCUUCACCGACGACAUCGUCCUCAGCAGCCGCUUCAGGGAAGCGGACGAAGCGGAAUACGAAGGCAGCCUGCUCUGUUACCUGCCGCCUUUCGAUGGUCACUACCCGUCCCUACCCGGCACAGCGGAGUGGAACCGGCCGGAAGCCUUGGCUGCAAUGGAAGAGGAAGUGGAACGCUGGAAACAGAAAAGCCUGGAGUCGUACCAGUGUCAAGUGACCUGCCUUGUCCGACUGAGGCACGAGGUUCUACGGUUGCAUGCCCUGCUGCAGGAACAGGAGCACUCCAUGCAGGCCUUGCGGAAGGAAAACUGCAGACUCCAGUCCAGACUGUCCCGAGCCGAAAAGAAAUCGGCCCGUUCGCUGAUAGAGACCUUAGAGAAAGAAGCGGCCGACUUCGAACGCCUCUGCAACCUGGGACAGCAACUCCAGCAACCGGGAGCUGCAAGUGCUUUGCACGAGUCCCGGGCGAAGCUGCGCACAGCAUACCGCUGAAAAAAAAAAAAAAAGAAACGAAGACGACCAGACGUCGAGGCCCUUCGAAAGCCUAUUUCGUUUUGUGCAUCUCGUAAGGCGGGUCACAUGUGAAUUAUUUUUUCGGACCUGUAGCUUCAUUAACCAGAUAUUUAUGUAUCUCCCGGCCAUUUGGUGCGUGCGUCACAAUUCAAGUCAUGACAUGGUGGAUAUAUUGAACGUCCGCGAUGCUUCGUUGGGACUGUGGUAAAGUACCGCGUACUCUUGGCGGUGUCGUUACAAAGACGCGUGUCAGGUUUCAUACGUACGAGAAAAUUUACCACUCGUAGCGGCAGCCUUUUUUUCCAGCGCAGAGGAGAUCCCAAACGCAGCAAUCCUGACUACUCAGUCCAUCAGCUAAGAUUAAUAAUGUUCGUAGGGCAAAAAGGAGGUAAACACAAGCAAAUUAAGACACCUGGCAAGUGCCGGCCUAGCACCGAUACUUUAUUUCGAACAAGAAGAAAACAAUGAAUGAAAAACUAACAAGUGCUUCUGUAAUCUGGUUCUUUCCCAUAUAUAUUUCAAUUUUUAGUCAGCGCCUGUGUUUGCGAAUUGAUCUGAUUUAAAGUCGUUUUUGCGCUGUUUUAAUAUAAUAAAAACGAUUCGCCCUGAACAAUUUCCCCGCAAGCUCAUGUACGAACUAAGGACCAAUCUUCGGAUUGCCGCAACUAUCGACAUGAAGGGGUAAGAUGCAGUUUAUCAAAGAUAAUGUGACACAUAAAACACGUUGAACGGUCGGUAGGCAAAACUUCAUCCCAGAUAAUGAGUGUGCUCGAGUAACAGCAGAAAGAAAGAGAUUCGAUGCGUUUUGCUUUUAUCUGUGGACAGCGCUAGCCAUCAUUGCUAGUGAUCAAAAUCACUUUGUCAGAGUCACGAGUGCACAAAUACUCGUUAUCUGCAUUUUAUAAUCACGCGUAAAAUAAACUAAUCUUCGAAAAAGUAAUACUAUGCUUCUGCUAAGGUUGCUAAACAAAAAAAUUCGGCUAGUUAGUUUAGAAUAACAGGUGAAUCGCAGUGAAUUAGACAGAGUGAGACUGCAGAGAAGCGAUCAGUUGGUCUUGUUUCUGCGGUAGCCACUUCUUUAAUUCACUAUUACUACUUUGAUGGACGUAAUUAAAUUGGUUUACUACGUACCUAUAGGUCCUGUUAGGCACUCGGAGGUUUCACUUUCACCAUAACCUCUAAAAAUAACAAACGUUGGGGAUUUUAGAAGGCGCUCGCCGGCCGGCUAUUGAAAUUUCACGCGGUACCGGGUAAUGAAUCGGGCGAUUGUACAUCGGCUACGUAAAUGACAAAUUUCCAUUGCGUGUCAGUGACAUUUUCGAAAGCGCAAUUCUAUGGUUUCACGGAAAGAACAGGUGUAUCAUCUCGUAUUAAAUAACGACGCUAACGAGGAGGCUCGCGUGAUAUAAAACUGUCAUGUGGAACUGAAGCAGAGUAAUUUGUCACUGCAAAACUUUAUGAGAAAACCGACGAAACAGUCAGCAUAGGGAUAAGCAGGUGGCCGCUACUGUUAUAUAUACAUCGAUCAGAGCAGGUCUCCCUAUAAUGUAAGCCUAUUCCAUCGUUAUUUUGCUCUAAUCUCCCGACGUUAAACUUACGCAACCGCUGAUGCGAGCGUCGGACGGUGAUCAGCAGCGCUGUUCGAACUGCCCAAUCAAGCGCUCUCUUCGUGUGUAGGGUGUAAGCUCUAUUUGUUUUCAAAGCGAAUAGCAUUACCUAUCUUGGCAGGCUUUCUUUAUCUGAUUGGCUGACAAGAGGCGAGGAGCUCGCAUAAGAGCAGAGGGUAUCACUGGGGCCUGACUAGCGCUGUAAGUAUGUAACUUAGCUAGGAGAGUGGUGCCGGCUCUUGCGAUUUUUCUGCUUCUCCUUGCUUAGCUUGCAGUGGGUCGUCGAAAAUCGAAGUGGCGUGCAACCGGGGGAAUAAAGUACCGCUAAAACGGGUCCUAAAUGCGCAAACAUACGUACCGGAAGUGCUCGAAAACCCCAUGCUGCCACGCAAGAAUAUUUGUUAGACGCACAGAAAUUAAUGUUCACUGGCAGCUUCGACUAGCCGGUGCCACAGUGGUCGGCCGGCAGCCAUCUUUAUUUCGGAAUGGGGCAGUAUUCGGCUAUUCCGAAUUAAAUUCAUUUUUGUUCGCCAUAAUAAAGCGUAAUUACUGCGCACAUCACAGUUCGACAAGGUGAACUUUCGUGGUUUUGGAACGUCCUGUGAUGAACAGGGGAAGUGGGCGCAGCACGAAUAAGUUUGUUUAAGGCAGCUUUCGGCUAAGAGCGAAAAUGACGUAGAAUCGCAAGGAACUUGUUUUCUUUUGUUCGGCCUAAUCAUGCAUAAUCAUUGUACGCACAUCUCAUCAGACGGACAGUUUUCGCAGAUUUCGUGACGUCGCGUGUCAGACAGGGAAGCGGGCGUGGCCAAUAAAUAUUUGGCCAAUCGCGGAGGGCAAUGGCAUAAAUUAAACAGACACAGAUUGGAGCAGCUUUACCUUACUGCACGGCAGUUGCAAGUGCGGUGGCACUACAAAGAAAAAAAGCCUCAUGCCAAAGAGCACGGUAAGUUCAGAGCCGUAGAACUGUUUACUCUUACAGCUCGGUAAGCAUGCGCCGUUAAAGAAACAGGGGCUGAAUUCUCAAAGCUUCGCGUUCGUGAGGACUAUUUGCCGACCGCCUUCCUUAAUGAUGUGUGCGGUAUCAGGGGAGCAUGAAGUAGUCUAUUGCGGAUAUUUCCAGCGCACGAAGUUUUUGUGAAUACGAGCCGUGUUCCCGGACUACACGUCGCCAUUUACGUUUCGCGACUGCAGCGCAACUCAGCGCAUAGAUUUCCCUGGCAAGCCCUGAAAAAAGAACUACAGAGGCUCUCUGUAAGCCUUCUCAAUUGUGCGAAAUCAAAAUGGUGCGACUGACAUGUUGUGGUGCGUAGGGCUUUGGCACAGUUGUGUCAACAUACUUACGCUGAACAAAGCGAGUGUGCCAUUUUAGGUGCUAUCGAUUGUGAAUCUGAUCAAUUUUUCUGUCAUAUCCUUCUAAGCGAAUGCGCACGCAAGUGCCACCACAUUGAUAUUGUGCUAUUUGCAUCCCUAAAGUACUUUUAUUGUAAUUCUAUCUUAAUUUAUUUACUUGUACCCGUGAGUAUGUAAAUAUGCACGAUACAUCUAGUGUUUACUUUGUUAUUUUAUGUGCUUCUAGUAGAUUCUUCUCUCGUUCUUGUUUUGCGCUUAUCUCGGCGAUUCGUAAUCUAAAUUUGCUACAUUAAAGCAACACUUGCCAGCAUUGACCGCAUUGUGGCGUGACAACGAACGCUGCUCCACUCACAGCCUGCGAGCGGGAAACCUUGCGAAACAAUUUUGCGCUAGUUUUUUGGCUUACACAUGUUUAUUGCACUGCCGCUGUUCUACACGCUUCACAUUUAUUUGUGAAUUAUUCUUUACGGAUUUCUGUGGCCGUGUUCAUAAAACUUCUCUUAUAUAAAUGUAUUUCUGAUUGGCCAACAGCGGCUGGCCUUCGAGCACGUAUCACUCCCGAUGUUAUCGCGGUUAUAGCGGCAUGACUCGCGUGCCGAUUACCACUGGCAUAUCGGAAGCAAUCAGGAGAACGUUUACUAAUAUAUGCCCUGAUCAGGUUGUGAGAUUCUGUCAUUCGGGUCUGCGAAGGAGUGACAUAAGUAAUAGAAUGUUACCGCACUAGAAAUUUUGUUGCUGUUUCCCUACACAAUAAAAAAAAUUUACACCCUUUGGGGUGUAUAUCUGCAACACAACAAUAAUCGUCAUCUGUCUUGCUUGCGUUUCCUUUUUUGAAAACGCCGCGCCCGCUAUUUUCCUGUCGGCAAUGCUAUGUCAUGCUGAUAACGCGCAGGCCGUUCGUUACUAGGAAGUACCGGGAUCGCAGCGUUAAAGAAAGGAAAUAUGGACAAGACAGAUGACGUUUAUUGUUCUGUGACAAGAUACGACUCAAAGGGUGAAAUCUUUUCUUAGGUUGUAGAUAUCACCUUGUCCUUAAGAGGUAUACAAACUAUCACACGGAGUCAGGACUCCGCCAGCACGAGAAAUGCAUUACUAGGAAAGAUGUAAUUAGUUGGAGAAAACAUGCAGAAAUCGUAAUUUUUGCGAAGUAUUCUUUAUUGCGUAAUUUUGCACAUAGAUGCUUUUUAUUUUCCAUCUGCACUCUAUGUCACAGAUGUAACCACGCCAAGUAUAAAGGCAAUACACGGGUGGCAAUAAUUUUGCAAAAGCAGCUAAGCAGUACAAGGAAAAGUUCAAACAUACAGAAAAUAGAUGUAAUAGAAUAUCCAAGAUUUGAGCGAGACGAAAGGAAGUGAUGAUGAAAAUGUCGUGAACAAUACUCCUGAAUUCGAUGCUUUCUACGGCACUGUUGGGGGAGCACUGCGUCAGCGCAAAGUCAACGUUCUUCCAUGAUGGCAGGGUGGUUGUAAUAAUAUUUGCAGCCUGGUGAAAGUAGGAUUAUUGCUGAAAUAGGUAUUCUUGAUAUUCCUGUUCAUUACCAAAUCCGAAAACCAAGACGUGAAACAAAAUGCUGUGAUAUGUCUUGCGCAAGUGCUCGCACUCAUGUCGCUUUACUCACAGUUGUUUUGGUCAAGAUUCAUUCUUCUUUCUUUAAGAUGUUCCUGCGGGGUAAACGGGGACAUAAUCUAAUGCGUAGUACAUUGUCAACCAUUCUUGAGACGCAGCUGCGAUGGGACAGCGCGUAAGUAUAAUUAUGUCUAUUUGUUUAGCGCAAUCAAUUUAGCCAGAAAAAGCGUAAGCGGAUACUUGUGUAAGUCUCUAAGCAUUCGUCAGAUAGGUACUUGAUGUAUUAACAAUCUUGCAUCAAUUCUAACAAAACAGAAGUUCACAGAAAAAUUGAGGCUUGAAAUGAUUCACAG